Oryzias melastigma (Indian medaka) is the source of this 1853-nucleotide messenger RNA. Its product is annotated as DSN1 component of MIS12 kinetochore complex. The coding region runs from base 46 to 1077 and encodes 343 amino acids. The transcript has 11 exons. Lineage: Eukaryota; Metazoa; Chordata; Actinopteri; Beloniformes; Adrianichthyidae. The record is from RefSeq and is a predicted model, not a curated record. Gene Ontology annotation, cellular component: MIS12/MIND type complex. Gene Ontology annotation, biological process: mitotic sister chromatid segregation; cell division.
ACUACAUUUCCCGGCGUUCUAAGGGGCAUCGAGGGGUUUGGCUUCAUGGGCGCGCGCGUUGAGAAACUAUUUGAAGUUAAAAUGGCGGAAAAGCAAGCCUAUGCCACUCAAGAUGGUUCUCCAAGUUUCGAGGUAAACGAAAGCCCCAAAGAGGUUAACUCGCAAUCAUCAAAAAGAUGCUCCACCGAAAGCUACUGCACUGCCCCGCAAGUCAAAUCUCCCCGUGUCGACGCCCCAUCACUUACAAAGCAUACAACAGAUGCAGGCGAGGAUCAGCCAGAGAAAAACAAAUCAGAUAUCCCAACAGAAAAUGCUGGAGAGCCUUCAGUUCCUACUCAGAGGAAAUCCUGGAGGAGAGCCACCAUAACCCGACGCUCUCUGCCUGCCCCUCCAAACCCACUGCAGGCUUUGAGCAGAAACAUAAGUACAUCCUUGCCCGAAGAAGAGAGGCUUGAGAAACUGUUGGAGGCUGCAAUGAAGUGGGCCUUAGAUAGAACUCAAAGUUCGCUCAAGACAGUGCCAAAAAGCUCACCUGAGACUUUUCAAAAACAAGUUGAGCACAUCCAUAAAGAGUGGAGUGGCUUGACUAAAAGCGUUUAUGAUGAAUCACAUAGAGUUCCUUCAAGUUCAACGAGUGAGACUGACAUGAAAAGAGUCAUGGAAAAUGUCCAGAAAGCCACCAACAGACUCAAUGAGGAAAAUCAGUCUUGGGAGGCAUUAUUAAGCAAACAUCGCAAUAAAGCAGAAGAAUUAAAUAGGAUGGUGGAGAAGGGACAAGAAACGGGCAUACCACUAGACAGUGCAGCUAUGGCCCAGUCCUCUGUGUAUCAUGUCAUACAAAAUAAACCAAACUACCAUGAUCUACUCUGUAGGCAGAGGCCUAUGCUACAUGCUAUGGAGAUGAUUAUGGACACUCAGUGUAAGAUGGUAAGGGAACUUCUUUCCAUCAAGGAGAUGUCUACCUUAUUGCUGAAGGAGGCCAGUGGCAGACUGGCUGAAGAAGCAGGAUUCCAGACUCUCCCUACAGACAUCCUCAAGAAUCUCAUGUCAGCACCUCCAUCGACUGCAAGUACAUAAGCAGAGAACAUUUCUAAUGUUCACAUGGGACUUGAAUCGGAAUCAUCUGGUGUGUUUAUGAUAUUGCUUUUUCAAAAUCCAAGCUGUUGUGUGUAUCUUUUUUUUAACACUUGAGACAUACUGUAGUUUUAUACUGCAGGUUCUUUUAAAUGUAAUGUAAGAAUUUGGCCAGCAGGUGGCAGUAACAGAUUUUCCACAGAAUCAAAAAUCUUGGUGAAUUGUCUUAAAUGCAUUUUUCUCUUAACCCUUAAUUAAGGGCAUUCCCUACUGUACAAACUGGAAACUUUCUAGACUUCCAGCUAUUAACACUUAAUGUUUAUGGGAUGUUAUCUUAUAAGCUUAUUGAUUUUUCUUUAGAAAAUAAUAAAAAAAAGAAAAGGAAAUGUAUCAUCUUUUGCAUCUAUGCCCAUACCACUAAACCAAUGUGAAAAUUUAAUAGUUUGUACUUUUAUUUUGCUUGUGUUGUAAGAUAAAUUGGAUUAAAGUGACAACAGAUUUUAAUUUGUUUAUUACCCGAUUUCUCUAAUUUAUGAACAGUUCUGAAGAUGCACAUCCUCAGUCACAUUUACUCUCUUUUGGUGCUGCAUCUAUUUCACUUUGUAAGUGUCCCCUGACCAUUCUGGAGGAGGCCCCUCCCCCCUCAGUGACUCACCCCCAUCUCUUUCUUGGCUUGUUCAGUGAUGCAGAACGAAGCGUUGACAUUGUACCAGUCAGUCAAAGCUUUGUUGCUAUCAUUUCUAUGUUCGACCUAUCCACUCAUUAAAGUUCACGCUUAA